GCCCGCGCCCGCGCUAGCCUGCCGUCAACCGUAGGUCCCCGUAACUGAAAGGAGUCGUCCACCUGACGCCGCGCGCCGCCUCCUCGUCACCCCGUUUCGCUUUCACGUUUCGCUUCGCCUUCCCCUCCCUCCUUCCUCGCUCUCCCUUUAUUCCUAUCGGCGCUCGGCCACCACCUCGCACCAACCCACCCGCCCCCGCAUUCCCGGGUGCCUCGCUUCGCUUUGCGCGCGAUUCGAUCCAGGCUUUGGCUGCAGGCAGGCAUGGCCUCGUCGCCCGCGAGCAGCUACGACUGCUCCUUCAAGGUCCUGCUCAUCGGGGACUCGGCCGUCGGCAAGAGCAGCCUCCUCGUCAGCUUCGUCUCCGCCGCCCACAUCGACGACGACAUCGCGCCAACCAUAGGGGUGGAUUUUAAAAUCAAAUUCCUCAGUGUGGGUGGGAAGAAACUGAAACUCACAAUAUGGGACACUGCCGGCCAGGAGAGGUUCAGAACAAUUACCAGCUCUUACUACAGGGGUGCUCAUGGGAUUAUUCUAGUUUAUGAUGUUACAAAAAGGGAGAGUUUCACAAAUUUGGCUGAGGUGUGGACCAAGGAAAUAGAGUUACACUCAACAAAUAAGGAAUGCGUCAAAAUGCUUGUUGGAAAUAAAGUGGACAAGGAUGAGGACAGAAUGGUGACAAAAGAAGAAGGCCUUGCAUUUGCACAAGAAUGUGGAUGUCUCUUUGUCGAGAGUAGUGCUAAAACAAGAGAAAACGUGGAGAAAUGUUUCGAAGAGCUUGCGUUAAAGAUUCUUGAGGUUCCCAGUCUCUUGGAGGAAGGUUCUUCGGUUGUUAAGAGGAACACUCUGAAACAGAAGCAGGAGAAUUCAAACCAAAGUGGAGGAUGCUGUCAGUAGAUCGGCCAGUUCUUGUUGUAAGUUGUGUUGGAAUGCUCAGCGGCACAAGCAAUGCGAGUGAAGGGAGAACUAACCACUUGAGGUUUUGGUGUGAAUUGGUCUGUACAGAAGUCCUUUUUUUUCUGUUGCCUGACGUGGUAAUUUGGUUUGCUGCUUGUAACGAGAUGCAAUCAGCUGAUCACUUCAUUGAUUGUAUGUGUGGAAGUGUAUAGCUGGUAGAUAAGUUGUAUCUAAAUGCUCAGCGGCACAGCCAAUGCUAGUGAAGGGAGAAUUAACCAGUUGAGGUUUUGGUGUGAAUUGAUCUGUACAGAAGAAAGAAGAAAGACCUUUUUUUUUCUUUUUUCUGUUCCCUGACGUGGCAAUUUGGUUUGCUGCUUGUAAUGAGAUCCAAUCAGCUGAUCACUUCAUUGAUCCGCAUUCUGAAUGUACAGUCGGCUCCUUGUCUCAGCUGGGCUUUGAGUUUA
Sorghum bicolor (sorghum) is the source of this 1358-nucleotide messenger RNA. Its product is annotated as ras-related protein RABC2a. Lineage: Eukaryota; Viridiplantae; Streptophyta; Magnoliopsida; Poales; Poaceae. Bases 262 to 894 code for a protein of 210 amino acids. The transcript has 6 exons. The record is from RefSeq and is a predicted model, not a curated record. Gene Ontology annotation, molecular function: GTPase activity; GTP binding.